GGCAUUAUCAAGAAGAUUAAGCUCAAAAAAGUUGAUUUCGAAAGAAACCACAAUUGAGAAAAUUAAAAAACAGCAUGAAGAUUCCGUAAUUGUUAGAACCGUUAUUCCAUUAAAUGAUGAUGAACUCGAAUUUAACCAAGAAAGCCAAUAUGGAAAUAUUUAUAAACUAAAUGACGCCUAA
Molecule: messenger RNA, 181 nt
Organism: Entrophospora sp. SA101
Lineage: Eukaryota; Fungi; Glomeromycota; Glomeromycetes; Entrophosporales; Entrophosporaceae
Source: the annotation of a GenBank genome assembly